AUAUAUAGUAUGUCAAAGAAUUCUGUAAUGGGAAAAGCACCAAAACCUAAGCAACUUUCUCUUCAUUUUGAGGCCUGACAGAUAAGAACAGGGAGGAGAAGAUUUAGUAAUUGUGGACACAAGUGUUGCAGCAACUGGUUUGGAAAAAGAAAACCCAAAAAACCAACAAACGACCAUGCAGCAGCAAUGUCUUUCUGUUAACAUUAGCAAAUGAACUGUCUUUAUUUUGUGGAUGCUUAGCAAAGAGGGAGUGGCAAGGUGAAGAGUAUGUAGAAGAGUGGGAGAUAGUAGGAAGUGUCUUUCAAGCACAAUGGUUUCAAAGGUUAAAAGCAAAUAGAUGUGUUUCUAUAUAUAUGGAAAAAAACACUGGACAGUGAAAAGUAAAUAGAAGCUUGUCUGGAUAAAAAUAUAAACAUGGAAACAGGAGAGUUCUGAGUAAAGAUAAGCAGGAUAGUAUUUGAAAGCCCUAGAAGUGAAUGAAGAGAUGUUGUUGGAAGCAAACAAAAGCCAUCUUGUGUUGGUAGAACUGCUAGCACAUAAUGGCAAGGGACUUACGUAAGGACACUGACUGUAUGUGUAUCUUGUCUAAAUAUCCUUGGACUGAUGAACUGUUGAAACAUCUCAGGUUUGAUGUCUUCUUUUGGUAUUAAAUACACGGCAGCUUUGUAGGACAUUCUUCCAAAUUAUAAGUGUGUUUUGAGUUUAAAUUGGAAUAAAUAGACAUUGCAACACCUUGUUAAAAACAUACCUAAGGAGAACUUCUGUAAUACAGACCACUGCUGGACUUGUAUACAUGUUCCAUGGUUGUGUUCCAUGCUUGUAUACACUGUUUUUAAAGUAUACCAUCUAUAAGACAGACUGGUUUUUUUCCCAGUGUUGGCCAGAAGAGGCGAGAAUUAUACCUUGAACUGUUGGCCUCUUUGAUCUAUCACUACUAAAACGGUCAGAUAAUGAUGGUUGCCUUUCUUUAAUCUUUGCAAAGACCAAUUUGAGGUGUACUGGCUAGAAAUGAAUACACAUAGCAAAUGAACAUCAAGGUAAAAGAAACAUUUAAGUGAUGCAAAAACUUUUAUGGGUAAUUUAAUAAUUAUUUAAUGUUCCAUGGCUCAUUUCCAUUUUAUUUACUCAUGGGGCUUGUUAGGUCCUAUCUGUAGUUGAUGUGUUUCAUAAAGAUCUACUGACAAAUGCUACUUUUAAAUUAAAGCCAAAGGAAAAGAUUUUUUGGUGAAAAUAUUUUGGAUGCUCUUAAAAAAAUCACUCCAUUUGUAUCUGUCCCAUAAGGCUGAGUGUAAUUUCUCUGUUCUGUGAUGUAAACUUUCAUCAGUGUUAGUGUUUUGUCACAAAAUAGAUGGUAGUUCAAGAAUGAUGUUUAUGGGGAAGCAAAAAGUAGUUAAAAAUUGAACAAUUUAAACAUGAUAGUCACCAAGUUAAUGUGAUGUCUGUAUUUUUAAUUUUUAUUUUGGAUGUAGUCGUACAGGAUUUAAAAUUGACUACAGUUGCUACUUUUUUCUAACAGGGGACUCUAAUAAAUUGGUAUUUACAAAUAAUUAAAUUAAACUUUUAAUUGAUGGUACCACUGUAAUUCCAGUAAUACAUUUCAGGAUUUGUUUUUUCCCCUUGAGAAAGUUGGAUAGACCUUGUCUGUGGGCUAAAAUCUUACCUGUAAAGAUGGAGAAGGGGGAGACUUUUAAAACUGGCUAGAAAAGUGGAGAGAACUUUCUUAGAAAACAACUGGCCAAGCUCAAAGGCUUAGAAAUGUCUGUGGUGUGUGCUUCAGCUUAGCCAGUAUUCCUCUUUGCCUCCAAAGUUUUCAGACAUGAGACAGAGGAGUUUUUUUUAAAAGCAGCUGACUACUUCAGUAGUUUGACAGAUAAAUCCUUAAGAGUUGAAAUAAUAUCAAGGUCACAGUUUGAAUGUCUCCCAAUUAAACAGGGUUUUUUUUUUUGGUAUGUUUCUAACUGUACAAAUUGAAUAGUGGUGAUCAAGAAGAUUAAAGUUGUCUCAGCAGGAUUCUGCUUUAGGGUUUCAUUUUGUUGGUUUUAAUAAGAUUUUUUAAAAUUUCAUUCACGUUUUACAGUAAUUUAACUUGUCCUUUGAACACAGUAUAAAGGAAAGUGACGACAUGGAACAAAUUUAGCAGUCAGUCUUCCAAAUGUCUUUGCAGAGGACUUUGGCAAGCAGUAAAUAAAGGGGUAAUCAUGACUAACUGGAAAAAGAUUCCUGUGUGCUUUUAGAAUGGUGAAAAUAUUUCAGCUGAUGGGACGAUACUAAGGCUAGGGGAGAAGGAAGUGCGAACUGGAGGGUAAAGAAAAGCAGCGUAAAAUGUAUGAGAGGCUUAUGUGAAGUGAAUGAUUGAGUGUUCACUUGGAAAAAUUGUUCUGGUCGCUGAAAGUGCGCUGCACACAUAUACAUACCCUCCCCAUCCUGGCUGACAACACCAUCAGUUGGUAUCUAGAGAGCGGGUUAUUUCUGUAAGGCUCUCAAAGGGAGGAGAGGAAAGAAAAAGGCAAGGGGGAAGGAUAAGUGAUCUUGAGUUGCACUGAAUUAAGUGGAAGAGAAACAGUGGUAUCCUCAUAAAGGUGUGCUAGUUCAGGCAUGCCCCAAAUGGGAGAGUUAACACAGAGACAGAGCUCUUGGCACGUGAGCAGAGGGAUUUUUAGACAGAAGACACACCUGGAGUUCCUCUUUUAUGAGUAGGUGAAUGCAUCAUGAUCAUCCAUCCGUAUACUUAGGGGAAAUAGGAUUGCACGACAUCCUAGAGCAGUGUACUUAAUUACCAUUUUUCAUAGUUUUUGCAGCUACCUUUCAACUCUACAAAUUCACUUUUUUUAGUAUUUGCGAAGGACUACGGUUUGGCUUUGAAAAUUCCAAAAUAGUAUUAGCAUUGUCAAAAACUUGAAAUAUUAAACACAAAAAACCCGACCAUGUGACUUUCUUAACGUAUUUGGACACUACUUGUCCUGAGUUUCCUUAGUUUCAAAGUAUGUAACUUUAUCAGAUGUUCUGUAACUAUGAGUUGUUAUGCCCAGCGGAGAUCAGUGCCUAGAAACAGAUGGGGUCAGUAACUCCACGCAGCACACCACCUCUCCCGUCCUGAGUGAAUACCAUAACAGAUGGAGCCCAAAGUCUUACACCAAAUGAACGCAAUGAGGAUGUGUUGUGAUAGUGCGGGACCUGAACAUGCUGUAAUAAGGGAUGGAGAAUGUACUGGCUUUGCCCCGGGUAGAGUUAAAUUCUUUGUAGUAGCUUGUGUUGGAUCUGUGCUGACAGUCGGGUUGAUAACACACCGAUGUUUUAGUUACUGGUUGAGAAGCUGUGCAAAUUUUAGUGGUCAGAACUUGAAUUGCUUAAAGUCCCAUUAGUUUGUCAUUGACACACCUUCAGUUGGGGAGUGUCUCUUACUGUAUAUCCAGCCAUACAGCAGGGGAGGGAUUGGAGCAUAGAGCCUCAAGUGUGUCCUUCAUGGGAUGAAAAAGCAUCCUGUAACUCCUAGAUCGCACAUGAAUGAAAAAACCCGCAUGUAUAUGCACUGUUGCCACAUUUGAAUUCCUGUCAUUUGGGCCUGUAAUUAGUUUUUGAUCAUAUGAGGAAAAAGCCUGCAAAAUUCCUGGGAGAGCAAGGGUCAGAAAAGUGCAGUCUGAAACUGCACCCUCAUUCUGAAGAAGGUGUCGUAGAAAGUGAACCACAAGCCUAAUGGAGCUCCUCUGGUGUGUCAGUUCAUUGGCUUCAGAUCUGACACACUUAAGGAAUAAAAUCAAAACCAUGUUCCAAAACCAACUUGAUGAAUUUCUGGGGCUGGUUGUUUUUUUUAGGGUUAGGUAAAAUUUGUCAUGUAGUUUGUGUGGUAAUGCUGCUUUUUUUUACAGCCUGUUAAUUUUUAAUUUUUAUGUAAUUAGUACUCCAAGCUCCUAUAAAGUCAUACAAAGAAAGUGAGGGCAUUUUAAUCAGAUUUUUUUUUAAUCUUAAAACCAAAAUCUAAAUGCACUAUUCUAGUGCUUUAAUGAUCUACUUGUCAAUUUGGUAUACAAAACUUACCUAUGAGACCUUAGUUUCUUAAAAAUAAUUUUGUCAGUGAUUGUGACUGGUAAGUCAGCCCAUCAUUUUCAUCAACGGAUAAUAGUUUAUAGCUUUCAUAACUCAGUUCUAAAUUAAAAGUAUGAAACUUCUACUAAAAAAAAAAAAGCAUUUAAUUAAACUCAUUCUUUCUAAAAGAUGUUUGAUGUAAAUCCAAGAGUUGAAGAAUUAAUUUAGAGCAUCAUUCACAUUCCCUAGGUGACGUGAAAGCUGGCUGUCUGAAUAGAUUGGGGUAUUGUAACAGUAAAUUUGUACCUAUUGUUAAAUAACAGCAAAUGUAGUGCUGAAUACCAUAUGUAGUUGUCUGUUAGCAGUUUCCAAUAAUUAGAGUUUUCUUGGAAUAUAAGGAAUAUAAACAGCUAAGAGCUUUAGCUAAAACUUAUUCUAAGUUUCUAUUACUUAGAUCUCCCAAUGUUGCGGAAAAGUUUCAGUCCAUUACUUUCACGAGUUUCUUCUGUUAAAUGCAAACUGCUUAUUGUUAGAUUUAAAAACCGUUCUAAACAUGCCUUCUAUCUCUGUGCAUCACUUGCUGUUCAUCUCCAGAGGUUCUGAACAAAAAAUAUUAAGAAAUGUAGUAAAGACUUGGUCUUCAUUAUGGAAUUCCUGCAUUUGCUAAUGUGCCCUGGUUUAUUAUGUUUAAUCACCUGUAUGUUGAGGACAAAUGUAUUUUUUCUAAAUCACAGGCUAUUCUUGGUUAUUAUCUGAAAGACUGAUGAAAUAUUGCUAAGAUUAUCUUCAAGGUCACCUCUAAGAAAAGUUACAGAACCUUAAAAUAAAUCUUAUCUUGUAUGGUCUGAAAUUACAACUGCUCAGGAAACAGGUUUUGUUCCUGGUUUUGGUGGAGGCUUCUAUCUUUUGUUUCACAGCUUAUGCUAAAAUCUCAACCAAUCAUCUAGCCUCCAACAGUGGAGACAAGCCAGAGCGUUUUGCUGUGGCAGGAAUAGAAGAGUCAAGGUCACCUGCUAGAAUGUUAUUUCCUUUCCUCUCCUCUGAGCACUACAGAUUGGGAACUUUGACAUAAGAUGUUACCACAGUAUAAGUCCUUGACACUGUUUUCUUCAUGGUGGGGAAGAAGCGAGGGUGAACUGUCAGUAAAUUAAGUUCAGUAAUACAGCCAUAGAGAGCUAUGUAUUGAUACUUGGUAUACAGCUCUUUAGAGUGUACAUUCAUAUAUUAAUUCUGCAGCUCAGCUGUUGUUUACAGUUCAGUAGCUAUGUAUAACUAGUACAGCCAGAUCAGUCUUAGGGAGUAAUGCAUAUUUAAAACAAAUGUAUGCCAUUAGGUUAACGUAAUAUUCUUUCUUCAACCCUUUAACUAGCUUAUUAAUUUGUAAAAAUGCUAACGUGGUCAACUGUUUCAUGUUCACAGUCCAAAUCUUUGACCUGUUUUAUAAAUGCAAAGAGACUGUUGUGUUGUGCUUGACUCCGCCCCCCAAGAUACCUUUUUUUGAUCUGUAUUUGUGUAUUGAUUUCUAGGUUUCUUUAUUCAGAUGAAGUUCAGAUUGGUCCAGAAACAGUCAUGACUACUUUAUACACUGCUAAAAAGUAUGCAGUCCCAGCCCUGGAAGCACAUUGUGUGGAUUUUCUAACAAAGCACCUCCGAGCAGAUAAUGCCUUUAUGCUGCUUACUCAAGCUCGUUUGUUUGAUGAACCUCAGCUUGCUAGUCUUUGCCUUGACACAAUAGACAAAAGUACUAUGGAUGCAAUAAGUGCAGAAGGCUUUACUGAUAUUGAUAUAGACACAUUAUGUGCAGUUCUAGAAAGAGAUACCCUUAGUAUUCGAGAAAGUAGACUCUUUGGAGCUGUUGUUCGCUGGGCAGAAGCAGAAUGUCAAAGACAACAACUGCCUGUGACAUUUGGAAACAAACAAAAAGUCCUUGGAAGAGCUCUUUCCUUAAUCCGUUUUCCAUUAAUGACUAUUGAAGAGUUUGCAGCAGGCCCUGCUCAGUCUGGAAUCUUGUCAGAUCGGGAAGUAGUAAAUCUCUUUCUGCAUUUUACUGUCAAUCCUAAACCUAAAGUAGAUUAUAUUGACCGACCAAGAUGUUGCCUUAGAGGAAAAGAAUGCAGCAUUAACAGGUUCCAGCAAGUGGAGAGUCGCUGGGGCUACAGUGGAACAAGUGAUCGGAUUAGGUUCACAGUUAAUAGAAGAAUUUCCAUAGUGGGAUUUGGAUUAUAUGGAUCUAUUCAUGGACCCACAGACUAUCAAGUCAAUAUACAGAUAAUUGAUUAUGAGAAGAAUCAAACUCUAGGACAAAACGAUACUGGGUUUAGUUGUGAUGGAACAGCCAGUACAUUCAGAGUUAUGUUCAAAGAACCUAUAGAGAUUUUGCCAACCGUUUGCUACACAGCUUGUGCAACAUUGAAAGGUCCUGAUUCCCACUAUGGAACAAAAGGUUUGAAGAAAGUGAUUCACGAAUCUCCUACUGCUAGCAAAACAUGCUUUGUCUUUUAUAGUUCACCAGGUAACAACAAUGGUACAUCAAUAGAAGACGGACAGAUACCAGAAAUCAUAUUUUAUACUUAAUUCCACAUGAUCAUCUCGAAUGCCUCUGUGUAUCAGUGGACUUCAGCUCACUAUUGACAGCAGUUAAAAUCCUAUGAAACUACAUGAAUGUGUAAAAUUUUGAAAACAAAACUAGUUUGAGAGGUACCAGAAAAGCUAUUUUCUCUGCAUCGUUAUUGGCAGAAUGUGAUUUAGCUUUUCCUCUUACCAAAUUGUCACGUGGAAUAAAUGCUCUGUAUAUUGAGAAGAUUGUUUUAAAUAGUAUCUUGUGAUUAAUUGCUUUGUAUUUUCACCCCUUCAUUUCUCAUGUAGUAAAAUUCAUUUUCUGAACUGGAAAAUCCUUAAUCAUUAUGAACUUCUUGUGUACGUUUUCCCUAACCUGUCCUAAAAAGACAGUAAAGCUGCUGCUGUAGUUCCAGCUUACACUUAUUUCCAAAAUGACCUUGGAAUGACCCUACGGACAUGAAUUGCUACUAUAUUUUUUGAAGUACAUCAGCAAAGCUGGAUUCAUAUUGCUAUCAUCUUGGCUGUUUGGAUGAGCUGUGGAGAAUUAACAAACUUAGCCCUGCAGACAGCAUCUGCAGCUUCACUGAAGAAACACUUAAGUUAAAUUCAGCAACAAACAGAUCUUUCCAGAAUCUCUCUUAAUUCAGAAGGGCUGUUUUGGAACAUAGAGCUGGUUAUGGAAAUAGCCACUGUAUAUACAUAUGUGCCUAUAAGAAAAUGUAUAGUGUGAAAAGGAGAA
This is a messenger RNA of Athene cunicularia (burrowing owl), 7321 nucleotides long. RefSeq names its product BTB domain containing 1 (gene BTBD1). Gene Ontology annotation, cellular component: cytosol; P-body. The transcript is spliced from 7 exons. Lineage: Eukaryota; Metazoa; Chordata; Aves; Strigiformes; Strigidae. Bases 5593 to 6597 code for a protein of 334 amino acids. Gene Ontology annotation, biological process: neurogenesis. The record is from RefSeq and is a predicted model, not a curated record.